UAUGGCUUCUUUAAUUUCCGCCCGGCAUCAUUGGGAGACGCAUCGUCAUUCUGCCGUUCUUUUCUAUAGAUAGGUUGGUGAAUCAAAGGAAGUUACAAAAAUGAGCUUGCCCCGUGUUUACUUGGAUGUGGCGGUCGAUCGUGCACCAUUGGGGAGAAUCGUUGUGGAGCUGAGAACUGACGUCACUCCUAAGACAUGUGAAAACUUCCGUGCCCUCUGCACUGGCGAUAAGGGCUUUGGUUAUCGAGGCUCCACCUUCCACCGUGUCAUUCCCAACUUCAUGUUGCAAGGGGGUGAUUUCACCAACCACAACGGCACUGGUGGCAAGUCCAUCUAUGGCGAGAAGUUUGCUGAUGAGAACUUCAUCCUUAAGCAUACUGGACCUGGUGUCCUGUCUAUGGCAAAUGCUGGCCCCAAUACUAACGGCUCUCAAUUCUUCGUCACCACUGUGAAGACAUCAUGGUUGGAUGGCAGACACGUUGUGUUCGGCAAUGUGGUUGAGGGCAUGGAUGUAGUAAAGCAAGUGGAAGCUAUGGGCUCCCAGUCUGGCAAGCCAUCCAAGAAGGUUGUCAUUGCAGAUUGUGGCCAGCUUUGUUAAAGUAAUACUGUAAUAUUUAUAUAAUAAAAUGCAAUAUUUUAAGUUAUAUGUAAUGUCCUCCUAAAGCAAACCUUCCCAGUCAGUAUGUAACAUUAUGAAGUUUGAGGUCAUUCCAAUUAUGUUAUAAAAAAAAUUAAAACUGAUCUAGUUGCAACUGAAAUUUGCAUUUACUUCCGUGCAUUGUUUAUUCAUAAUAAAUUAACUUAUGUAACUGU
This is a messenger RNA of Pararge aegeria (speckled wood butterfly), 813 nucleotides long. It is a transcript of the gene Cypa, whose product is annotated as peptidyl-prolyl cis-trans isomerase-like. Gene Ontology annotation, cellular component: intracellular membrane-bounded organelle. Gene Ontology annotation, molecular function: peptidyl-prolyl cis-trans isomerase activity. The coding region runs from base 101 to 598 and encodes 165 amino acids. Gene Ontology annotation, biological process: protein folding; protein peptidyl-prolyl isomerization. The transcript has 2 exons. The record is from RefSeq and is a predicted model, not a curated record. NCBI's taxonomy places the organism in Eukaryota, Metazoa, Arthropoda, Insecta, Lepidoptera, Nymphalidae.